CUGCGCCGGCCCCGCGCUCGCCCCUCCUUCCCCGGGCCCGCCCACGGGCCGCACCCCCGCGGCGCGCACUUCCGCGUGCAUGGCCCUGCCGGCCCGGACUCUGAGCGCGAGCGAGGGACUCAGCUGGAGGCAGGCGACGCGCACCUUCGCCGGCUACGCGCCUCCUUGGGCCCGGGCUGCCUGCGCCCUCUCCCGCGCCAUGGCGUUUAGGCAGGAGCCGCAGUCUUCGUGCCCGCCGCCCGCCGCCGGCGUCGCGGCCUGCUACGACUACCUGGUGAUCGGGGGCGGCUCGGGCGGGUUGGCCAGCGCGCGCCGGGCGGCCGAGCUGGGCGCCCGGGCCGCCGUGGUGGAGAGCCACAAGCUGGGCGGCACUUGCGUGAAUGUUGGAUGUGUACCCAAAAAGGUAAUGUGGAACACAGCUUUCCACUCUGAAUUCAUGCAUGACCGCGUUGAUUAUGGCUUUCAAAGCUGUGAGGGUAAAUUCAGCUGGCGGGUUAUAAAGGAAAAGCGGGAUGCCUACGUGAGCCGCCUAAACACCAUCUAUCAGAAUAAUCUAAUCAAGUCGCACAUAGAAAUCAUCCGCGGCCAUGCAGUGUUCACGUGUGAUGCCCAGCCCACAGUGGAGGUCAACGGGGAAAAGUACACUGCCCCUCACAUCCUGAUUGCCACAGGUGGCGUGCCCUCACUUCCUCAGGAGAGCCAGAUCCCUGGUGCCAGCCUAGGAAUAACCAGUGAUGGGUUUUUUCAGCUGGAAGAGUUGCCUAGCCGCAGUGUCAUCGUUGGUGCUGGUUACAUUGCUGUGGAAAUAGCUGGGAUCCUUUCUGCCCUGGGUUCUAAGACAUCACUAAUGAUACGGCAUGAUAAGGUGCUCAGAAGUUUUGAUUCAAUAAUCAGUUCCAACUGCACUGAGGAGCUGGAGAACGCUGGCAUAGAGGUGCUGAAGUACUCGCAGGUCAAGGAAGUUAAAAAAACUUCAUCAGGCCUGGAACUCUGCAUGGUUACUUCAAUUCCUGGUAGGAAACCCACCUUGACCACCAUUCCAGAUGUUGACUGUCUACUCUGGGCCAUUGGGCGGGACCCAAACUCCAGGGGCCUGAAUUUAAACAAACUGGGGAUUCAAACUGAUGACAAAGGUCAUAUCCUAGUAGAUGAAUUCCAGAAUACGAAUGUAAAAGGUGUCUACGCAGUUGGGGAUGUGUGUGGAAAAGCUCUUCUUACUCCAGUUGCGAUUGCUGCUGGCCGAAAACUUGCCCAUAGACUUUUUGAAUGCAAAGAAGAUUCCAAGUUAGACUAUGACAACGUCCCUACGGUGGUCUUCAGCCACCCCCCUAUUGGGACAGUGGGACUCACAGAAGAUGAGGCCAUUUAUAAAUAUGGAAAAGAAAACGUGAAGAUUUAUUCCACCAGCUUUACCCCAAUGUAUCAUGCAGUUACCAAAAGGAAAACAAAAUGUGUGAUGAAAAUGGUUUGUGCCAACAAAGAGGAAAAGGUGGUUGGGAUCCACAUGCAGGGAAUUGGAUGUGAUGAAAUGCUGCAGGGUUUUGCGGUCGCAGUAAAAAUGGGAGCAACAAAAUCUGACUUUGAUAACACUGUUGCCAUUCAUCCUACCUCUUCAGAAGAACUGGUCACACUUCGUUGAGAAUGCAGCGACUCGUAUGGCCAGCAGCUGGACCACUAGACCUUCAGAAAGGAGCCAAAUCAUCACGUUUACUUACCAUUCCCAUUAUAUGUAUUUCUUUAUUGUAAUCAGGAUCUUCCAGUAGUGGAAAUUUUCAGUAAACUUAUUUAUGUAAUUAGAAAUCUGUUUUAUUAUCCAGGAUUGAUUUUCAUUUGAUUACAUCUCAAUAAUUACUAUUUGUUUUAUUAAUAGCUCUGUGCUAGCUGUUUUUGUUUUGUUUUUGUUUUAGCCUCAUCCUAAGUAUAAAACCAUAUGAAGUACAGUGAAAUUAAUGUACUUGAAUGAAUAUCACUUGCUAAUUUUUAUAGAUGAAGAUGACAGCUGCUCUUCACAUUUAAAUAAUGCAAGUAAAGAGCCUUUUUUUUUUUUUUUUGAAGCCAGUACUGCGCUCUGCAUAUUACAAAGCUGCUCCAAGGAUGUGCGUUUUCUCUAAAAGCAUGUAACUUGAGAGGCCUGCCUCCUGUAUUUUGUUCUUUCUUUUGUUCUCAAUGAUUAAAAGUGGUUUGUGUUACUUUUAUGAGAUGAAGUUCAUCAAAUUUGGGAAGGAUUUGAGGAGGCUGGUCGCACAAGUGAGAUGAGGGACAUUUUGGAAGUGAUCCGUGUUUUCAGAUGUACUUCAAAAGCCUUUUCCUCGGCUAAGAGUUCAUAGUUCGGUGAAUGAUUUCAGUUUUUGUAUGGAUUCUUGUCAUUUUAUUUUUUGAAAACUAUUUCCAAAAAUCUGAAAAUAAAAUCAUAGUCUUUUCUUCUUA
Lipotes vexillifer (Yangtze River dolphin) is the source of this 2427-nucleotide messenger RNA. RefSeq names its product glutathione-disulfide reductase (gene GSR). NCBI's taxonomy places the organism in Eukaryota, Metazoa, Chordata, Mammalia, Artiodactyla, Lipotidae. Gene Ontology annotation, biological process: cell redox homeostasis; cellular response to oxidative stress; glutathione metabolic process. The record is from RefSeq and is a predicted model, not a curated record. Gene Ontology annotation, cellular component: mitochondrion; cytosol. The transcript has 13 exons. Gene Ontology annotation, molecular function: flavin adenine dinucleotide binding; glutathione-disulfide reductase (NADPH) activity; NADP binding. Bases 80 to 1639 code for a protein of 519 amino acids.